AUGGCCUCAUCCAGCGUCAACAGCAACAGCGUCAACAGCAACAGCGCCAUCCUUGCGCACCUUUCCCACGCACUCCUCCGCAUCUCACGCAUUCCACCCCGCGUUAUCGCCAGCCCACCAACCCAACCGCGUCGUGCCUCUGUAGCUAUCUUACUCCGCGUCCGACCCACACCUGAAGACGAAGCAUGGCUGGCACAACACCACGAUCCCGAAGCUCAACAUCCCAGGGGCAGCUCCAGUGUCGACCCUAGCGCAAGUCAUGAGUUGGGUAACUCAGGAGUGCAUGUCUCACAGGCUUCCUUGGGUCACCAGGCAGGAGUAGCGUCUAUGGCUUCGAGUGUAGCUAGUGUCGAUCUGUCAUCGACGCUGAGCAGCUUCUUCGAGCAGCCUUGGGUGCAGAGAGGUACACCCGAGAUUCUCUACAUCAAGAGAGCAGCUCGUAUCGGCGACAAUUGGUCGGCGCAUGUUGCUUUCCCGGGAGGAAGGAAGGAAGAGGGUGAUGAGAAUGGACUGUACACUGCGAUGCGAGAGACGUGGGAGGAGGUUGGAAUUGAUCUUGCCGAAAAGGAGUUUUCCUGUGUUGGGCAGUUGGACGAUCGCGAGAUUACUACUAGUCUUGGCAAGCGACUCCUGAUGGUGCUCUCGCCGUAUGUGUUUGUGCAGACUUCACCAUUCAGUCCGAUGCCGGAUCUGCAGCCGAGUGAAGUGGCUUCUGCGCAUUGGAUUCCACUCUCGCUGCUUUACACGCCGAAACCCAAGUGGGGUACCACCUCGGUAGACAUCAGCAGCAGGCUUGCACCGAAAUCUCCUUUGGUACGAUGGGUGCUUCGUGCACUGGUAGGAAAGAUGGACUUCAAAUGCAUUUUACUCCCCAACGACCCCAUUGCCGUGGCAGAGUACGACGAAAACGACGAAGACGAACACAUGCUUGUUGACGCCUCCAACUUCAGCGCGGAGAAGGCUGGCUCACACAUUGCUCGAACGGAAGAAGGCACCUCAGCACGGCCAGAGCUACGUCUGUGGGGCUUGACACUCGGUAUGACCCUCGACUUGCUCUCUCACAUGACCACCUACCACAGCAACUCUUCCUUCCGAACCGGAGGUGUCACCCCUUCCUCAACCCGACCUUCAUCUCCAACCCGCUCUUGGUCUUCCCUCCCCUCCGUACCACCACUUCAAGACGCAGCGUCGAGCUCGAUCCCUAGUGCAUCCGAACUCGUCUCCCAUCCGUUCACCUCUGUCAAUCGUCUCCUGUUGCGCGUUAGGGACGAGUUCCACCUUAAUCCUCCGCCUGCGUCGCACGCUCUCGCGCCCAGCCUCACUUCCGUCUUCCCAAGGUUUUCAUACCCAGACGUGAACUUUUGGAUCUGGUCCUUCGGGUGGAGGUACAGAAAUGUGGUGAGGGGAUGGGAGUCAAGUGUGGGCACGAGGGUGGAGAGGAAGUUCAAUUGGAGCGGGAUGGCGUUGGGUGCGUUCUAUAGUGCUGUGAGAAGGGCGUUGGUGGUGGCGGUCGUUUUGAGAGCGGUGGGAAUUUUGAGUGCGGGUGGAAUUGCGGGGUGGCUAGUAGGGAGGAAGGUCAAUAGGAGUAGGAAGGGGUUGCGUGGUUUAGGCCUGGAUGAGUUGUUGUCUUGA
Ustilago hordei is the source of this 1632-nucleotide messenger RNA. RefSeq lists its product as uncharacterized. Lineage: Eukaryota; Fungi; Basidiomycota; Ustilaginomycetes; Ustilaginales; Ustilaginaceae. The record is from RefSeq and is a predicted model, not a curated record. Gene Ontology annotation, molecular function: coenzyme A diphosphatase activity. The transcript has a single exon. Bases 1 to 1632 code for a protein of 543 amino acids.